Trichoderma aggressivum f. europaeum is the source of this 3966-nucleotide messenger RNA. RefSeq lists its product as uncharacterized. Gene Ontology annotation, molecular function: ATP binding; ATP hydrolysis activity. The record is from RefSeq and is a predicted model, not a curated record. The coding region runs from base 1 to 3966 and encodes 1321 amino acids. The transcript has 5 exons. NCBI's taxonomy places the organism in Eukaryota, Fungi, Ascomycota, Sordariomycetes, Hypocreales, Hypocreaceae.
AUGAGGGAAAAUCCCCAACCUCAGCCACCCUCUUUUUUGGGUGUAGAUGCUCAGGAUGGCAUCGACGACGCACCACGUUUUUCUCUCGAUUCAAAAGCAGAUUUGGCAGCACCUAUACCCCAAACUUCUACAAACUCCACUAGUGAGAUUGAAGCUCUCAAGUUGCGGAUUGCUGAGCUUGAGAUGCGACCCCAGAAUGAUGCGCCAACGCCGUCCUUAAGCCAAAACCCGACAGAUGCAGGAGCUAAACAAGGAAGCAAUCAGCCAAAAGUAAUGGCCAACUUGGAGCGAUAUAAGCGAAUGGAGGAAUGCCUCUAUCUUCAUCGGAAAGAAUGGGAAUCGGACGGUGGACCAGCGACUUGGAGCAUGAACGAAUUUAGCGAUAGGCCCGAAUGGAGGGACCAAGUUGGCCAGUAUGGACCGUGGAGGUAUCUGUGGGAAAUUAAGUCCGACAAGAAAUACGAAAGACCAGAUCCCUUCGAUCGCUAUCACGUCUGUGAAGCAGGCCACGACAAGCAGAAUAAAACUGAGUAUGACGAGUAUGAUCGAACGAUUGAUUACGGGUAUCGUCGAGAGAGGCUUCGUAAAAACUUUGAGUGGGAUCUGGACCGUCUAUUCUUGGCGGAAGAAAUGGAGCGUCGACGGCAGGGUAGUGUAAUGCAUAAACCAAAAGCAUCGGACGUCUCGAACCAGAAAAUGCAGCAGUCUCAUGGCCACGAUACCGACGCUAUAGAUGAGGCCAGCCUCAUAUUUUAUGCUGAGCCAGAAAUAAAGCGUCUAGACUGGUCUGGAUUCAAGCCACUGGCAAAUUCGCUGGAGAAGGACGCACAUGCUAUUGACGUUCUCGUCGGGGAGCCUAUCAUUGAAGAUAGUAGUCUCAAUCAAUCUCUAAAUUGGUUUGACUAUCAGCCCCGGCAACAUCAGAAGCCAGACUGGCUCAGAGACGGUAAAUUCGCGCAAGACGUCGCGGCCGGACUGAUACAACUGCCAGAGAGAAUACGGAUCAAUUCCACCAUUUUGAGGAAGGCCAUGGCCAAGAUUCUUGGAUCGGAUGGGCAGUCAUUAGAUGAUACCGGGGAAGGGUCUGUAUCGGUCAUCUUUACAAGGCCGUUCAAAGCUAUUACAUAUUGCGAGCCUACACUUCGUCAGUGGCAUGCUGAGCUGGAAAAGAAGCAUAAUAAGGUAUCAACUUCCACCAAAGAAGAGACGGUCAUUAGCGACACAUCUCUUUCCACACAACAAACUGUCCAAGAGACUGCUGUACCAUCAAUUUCGGCCAGCGAUGAGCACCUUGGGAAAGAGUUGGCUCCAGAGUCCUUGAUAGACAAGCUCAAUACAGCAUCGCCAGACGAGGCCAAGCAGCAGAAAGAAGAAGAUCAAAAAGAAGGGAACGCACAGAGCGACGCAGAUUCGCUGAAAGCACUAGGCCAUUUACAGUGCAUACUCAAUUUCAUCGAUUCAGACAUAUUAGCCAGGAAAUCCGCCCUCGAUGGAGUUCAAAACCACAAAGCCUUCUUCUCCGACCUCUGGCAUCUUUUCCGACCAGGUACAGAAGUAAUCAGAAGCAAUGGUAAACAGGCUUACAGGGUCAUAAGAACCACUAGCUCGGCCCAUCGGUUUGUCAACACCAGAUCUUGGUGGGAUAAUAUUGCUACGCAGAAACGAAGCACAUCUUUCCUCCUUGAUUGUGUGUAUAUCGAUUUUGAUGGCACUAAUCUGGGACCGGUAUAUGUACAAUUUUCCAUCAAAGUCUUUGAGGGAGAGAAAGAAGUAACCUCAUUCGAAGUCUAUCCGCUUCGUUUUCAUCGAACAAAACGAUCAGACUUUAGUGACUCGGAAUGGGACCAGGUCCAGGAACUUCCGAGUGACGAAAGGUUUCGCCGAAAGCUCAUCAAUCGGGGUGCAAAGUUGAUGAGCGUGCUUCCGAUGAAACACAUGUACUAUUCUGGUCUAAAUCUAGAAACGCGAGACGAGGUUGAGAGUCAGGUUGUCAUCGACUUUGACAUCCCCGCAUCGAUAGACGCCCCAGAUGAUCCAAACAAGCCAGUCCCUCGAGACAGACCGAAAUGGAAACCAGAAAUACGCAGCGUUAUUACGAAACUCACAGAAUCAUCAGAUAAAGGGUCCAAGGGAGAUCUAGGACAAAAGACUUGUCACGGACCGUGCUGCUACGGAGAAUUUGUAUACGACGACACGUUUAUCGAUCAGAAGGAGGCGACCGAAUACAUCGAAAGCCUCGUGCCGAAAACGCGCGCUAUCGACGAUCACUCCUCGGUGGCAAUUUCACCACGGCCCUUGAAAGAGGUGCAAGCGGAUACAAGCGGCGUGGGCUCCAUUUCAAACGAUGAGCUUGUUAUUAUGACUCAUAGAGUAUUUGGUUUUGUUCUUCGAAGUCGAAAAUGGGGUAUGUGGCUUAAUGGAAUGCUCAAUAAGGUUAUUGAUCUGACAAUGGCGAAUUUAGCAAAAUUGGAUCUCUCCUAUAUUACCGAUGUUCACUCUUCAAUCCCUAUCGAGAUAGCAGACAACUCGGCAGUGGAACCAAAUACCGAUGAGACAGAACCGAGCACUGCCCUUGACCGCCUUGUCCUCGAAGAAGGACAUCGGAAUAUGAUUGUGUCGCUUAUCUCGCAGCAUUUUCGUGAAAAGGCAUCGUCGAGAUCACAGAAAGAGGAAUUUGACAUUGUGAAGGGAAAAGGAAAGGGACUUAUUCUACUCCUCCACGGCGCCCCUGGAGUAGGAAAAACAUCUACAGCCGAGGGCGUGGCGGAGCUGUUUCAGAAACCACUGCUACAAAUCACCUGUGGUGACCUUGGAUCAACAGCACGAGAAGUUGAAGAGGCCUUGGAGACGAACUUCGCAAUGGCAAGCAAGUGGGGAUGUAUCUUGCUACUUGAUGAAGCGGACAUCUUCCUUGCAGAGAGGACUAGAGAAGACUAUGUAAGAAAUGGACUUGUAGCCGUCUUUCUUCGAACUCUAGAGUACUACAACGGUAUUCUGUUCUUGACGACGAACCGUGUCGGCGAUUUUGACGAGGCCUUCACAUCACGAAUACACGUCAGCCUGUAUUACCCCGAGCUUGACCACAAGAAGACAAUCCAAGUGUUCAAGCUGAAUCUGGAAAUGAUCGAAAAGCGCAUAGCCCAGAAGGGAAAGACGAUUCAGUUAGACAAGACAGACAUCUGCAUGUUCGCGGGCGAGCACUUUAUGAAGCACGAGCACGCGCGCUGGAAUGGCCGACAGAUCCGCAAUGCCUGCCAAACAGCGCUGGCGCUGGCUGAGUUUGAGGCUCAAGGGAACAACCACAAGGCUGUUCAGAUACCUAAUGCUGCCAUAAAGCUCGAAGUGCGACACUUUAGUGUGGUACAAGAAGCGUACCUUGAGUUUGCCAAGUACAUGAACGAUCUAUAUGGUACAAAUGCUGCUAGGAGGGCAAAGGAAGCGAGACUCCGAGCUUUGUGGGAGCUUGAACGCAACAUCAACCUAAUGGACAAAUCUUCAUUCAUGCUUGGGGCACAAAAUCAGCCACAAGCAAGUUCUCAACGGUAUCCACCAUCUCAGCAAGGAUUCCGCCCAUCCAAUUUUCAGCAGCAGCAAAGUUUCCCGCAACAAUCACAGCAUCAUGGGUUUCCGCCAAAUCAGUUUUACGAGCAACAACCUCCGUCGCACCAGAAUCCCAACAUGGUUAUGCCUCAACCGAUCCAUUCCAAUCACCCUCAGAUUCAUGUUCAAGAGGAAUUGCCGGGAAGGCGAUCAUGGGACUCCCAAUCUGGGAAGCCUUUUGGAGCUAGUGAGGAUGAGAAUAGAUCCAGAGAACUUCCUCGGUCAACCCCGAUACCAUACCAGCAGCAGCAACAGGGUAGUCAGAACUGGGUGCAGCAGAGCGUUCAAAGCAUGUAUGAGGGUUCUGGACAUCAGGAUGGCUUCGAGCGGUCAGACGGCGAUUAUUCGUUGGGUACUAGGAGGUAG